Molecule: messenger RNA, 888 nt
Organism: Exophiala bonariae
Lineage: Eukaryota; Fungi; Ascomycota; Eurotiomycetes; Chaetothyriales; Herpotrichiellaceae
Exons: 1
Coding region: 1-888 (295 amino acids)
Source: RefSeq, a predicted model, not a curated record
AUGGUCGACGUUUAUACUGCUUUUCAGCAUCGCCACGAUGUUGGUGCCACCCACAAGCGAAAAAGGUUUCUGGAUGAUUCCGACGACUCUUUCUCCAAUCGCGAUAUCAAACGACGAUCUUUUCACUCUUUGCCAAUCCGAACUUCACCUCCAAGACCUCAGAUUGCCAUUCCUCCCGUCUAUUCACUCUUUACCUCGGUCUAUCAACAACCUCCAACACCUGUCGACACCUCCGAAGACGAAAGUCCAGGUUUCCCGCGCCAUGAUUCUCAAUGGCCCAUGAAACAGAACGAUUCCAAUGUCUCUCUUCCAAGCCAGAACGAUGACAUUUCUUCUGCUCCUGCAUUCUCCCGGGAUUCCGAUGACAUGGAGAUGGAACUAUCUUCCCCGACAAAGCCAGUGAUACGCCGAGCACGUUCGAAUGACAUUGUCCCUCCGCAUCGCGAUUCCAACUUCCUCGGCGUGAUGGACUCUCUGCUACGGGAUAGAGUUCCCACUCCAAUCAGCAGUCAUUUCGACAAUCGGGUAUCUGACUUGCCCAACGCUCCACGCCAUCAGUUUCCACCGUUGCGUACUAAUCUCAGUCCCAUGUUUGAACAAGAGUCCUGGAUCACUCGAGAUGGACUACCCAGUCCUAUCGAGGACCAAGACAUGGACAACGCAAUGAUGAUUGACGAAACGAAUGAUUCCAUGAGUGGACUACGCGUGAGUGGUGCCAAUGAAACCGCCGACUCGACCGCAUCCUCACCUGUCUACUGGACACCCACGGAUGGAAACUCGAGUCCAGGAAGAGGGAGAACUGCUCGGCUGCACAUGGGAUACCUGAAUGGCUGCGAAAAAUGCAUCCAAAAGGUUCCUGGACAUUACAGCCACAUUUUACGAUCAUGA